CUAGUUCAGACUGGUUGAAUAAUGUUAACAACAAGUUGAGGUGUUAGGCGUUGGUAGCACUCAGAGAGUCUAACUUUAGAAACACUUUUUGGAAAGGGCACUAAAUGUGUAUGGCAGGCCUACAAAUGCACCUCUAGCUCUGUUUUUAUUGAACCUGCCAGGAAAAAGAACAGCAGCAGUUUCUCCAGCUAUACAAGACUAAAAGUGUCAUUCCAGCUGCUGCCGCAGUAAGCAGAAACACAAACUGACAAAUGGCUAUGUGGACAAACAUCUUUCAGUAGCUGGCAGUCAAGCAGGAGCAUUCAACGUGGAAGGACAUCAUCACCAUUCAUUUCAGGAAAGGAAAUCUGAGAACCUUAUAAAAUAUGAACCUAAAUGAAAAAAGGUGGAAUGAGAACUACCUGGAAGAAAUGCUAUGUUUUACUUCUCAAAACCUACCAUUGAUUAAAGUUGAAGAUAAUUACACUAUUGUCAAAGAGCUGGGCAGUGGUUCUUAUGGACACGUACUACUUGCAAUGAACCAGUCCAGAGGGAAUCUAAUGGCACUCAAGUUCAUGCAGAAAAACAUAACUGAGCUUCGUGUUUUCCUUAUUGAAUACUGUCUAUCCCUCAGUUUGUCAACUCACCCAUGCAUUAUCAAUACUUUUGGAAUCGCUUUCCAGACAGAAAGACAUUAUGUCUUUGCCCAGGAACUUGCAAAUGAUAACCUCUUCUCCCUUAUGAAGCCUCAGGCUGGUGUACCAGAAAGUUCAGUCAAGCGUUGUGCUAUCCAACUUUCCAGUGCAUUGGAUUACAUGCACAAAAAAGGUCUGGUUCAUCGUGAUAUCAAGCCUGAAAAUAUUCUUAUCUUUGAUAAAGAGUGCCGCCAAAUUAAAUUGACAGAUUUUGGACUAUCUUGCCGAAAUGGAGCACCUGUGGAAUCGAUGGCUGAAAAUUUGCCUUACACAGCCCCAGAAAUGUGCUGUCUUGGAGCAGCAGACAAGCUAAUUGCACAUACAAGUUUAGACACAUGGUCAUUUGGGGUUCUCCUCUUUUGCACAUUAACUGGAUAUUUUCCAUGGCCUUCUGCAGUUACCACUGAUACCCAUUAUGUAGAAUACACCAAAUGGCAAAGAAGCAAAAGGAUUUUCCAGGUUCCAACCCACUGGAAGACCUUUAGUCAACAAGCUAUAGAAAUGUUGACAAAAUUGAUUGUCCCCGAUCCAGAAAAGAGAUGUUCUUCCACAGAAGUCCUAAAAUAUCUCAAAGUACCCUGGAAGGUCAUCCUUGAUAAUCACAAGGCUACCAAUUCUAACGCUUUUAAAAACAAAAACUUUGUUUGGAGAUAGUACAAGCCAGUAACGAAUACAUACGUUUUCUGACUGAACCAGCUAAAAUGAGUAAACGAUUUGAAAUAUGCUGCUUCGGGUUUCACCAGACUUUCACUUUUUUGGAUGGCCAAAGACUUUGGUGCUCCAUACAUACAUGAAAUGUUAUCUUUAAUAUAUCAUGACUCUGAUAAGAUGUCAAAAGGACACUCCCUUCAGUAACAUUUUUUUAAACUCAUUUUUUAGGCAAGCUCUCAUUCCUUUUGUUUUAUAUAAAGCAUUUGUAUGUCAUAACUCUAAUACAGCCCCUUUAUGUUGUCAAUUUGAGUGCUACAAAAGAUGCUGCUGGUUUGUGUUUCAAAGCUUGUAUGAGGCACUGGGAGAAGCAAUUUGAAUGGCAAACCCCAGUGAAAUGGAAGUGUGUUCCAUAUAUCCUUUGAAUGAGGAUUGGAUGGGGUCCUUAUGGAGUUUGAGCGAAUGCAUAUGUUUUAGGCUGCUAUAUGUGGAAUUUUUUUUAACGUUUUUGGAACCAAUUAUUUUAUACAUGUAUACGAUAAUAAAUUUUAUGGUUUAACAUCCA
This is a messenger RNA of Rana temporaria (common frog), 1887 nucleotides long. RefSeq names its product serine/threonine-protein kinase SBK1-like. Lineage: Eukaryota; Metazoa; Chordata; Amphibia; Anura; Ranidae. The transcript is spliced from 4 exons. Gene Ontology annotation, molecular function: ATP binding; protein serine/threonine kinase activity. The record is from RefSeq and is a predicted model, not a curated record. The coding region runs from base 366 to 1328 and encodes 320 amino acids. Gene Ontology annotation, biological process: peptidyl-threonine phosphorylation; peptidyl-serine phosphorylation.